GGAAACGCAUCGUCUUCAGUUAACCAUGUGGUUCCGGUGCCUGUCCUGCGCAUGUUUAGUGUAUUGACGGCAUAUAGGGGGUCCUGAUAGGAAGAUGGUAGCCACCAGAAGAGGCAUGGCGGUAGAUCCGCCAGAGGAGAGGGAAGGAAAGGAGGAGGACACCACCGGGCAGCCCCUCAUGGAAGUCGGCACUCCUGCAUCCCAAGUUCAAACACGGAACCGAGUAAAGAGGACCUCUGAAUCAAAAGAUGAUGCUAAUGAUAGCACAGAUCCAUCAGAGUCACUUAAGCCAGAUGUACAGAUUGUUACCAGAAGCAGACGUAGAAGUGGACAACCAGAUGGGAAUGUUUCUGAAGCCGACUCUACUACUUCAAGUCACUCAACGGGAAAGAAUAGACAUCUAACAGAAUCUUCAAGGAAACUAAGAAGUCACAGGUCUCGUUUGACAACUGAACCAAUUAAGGAGUCCAAGGAAGAUAGUGAGUUGUCUGAAGCAGAAUCAAAUUGUUCUUCAGUUUCUAUGAGAGCCUCAAACAGACGGUCUUCAACUAUUUCCAAUACACUCAGAAGAAGCUGUAGGUCUGUUGUAGUUUCUGAGUCUGCGAUUGUCAUUAAGGAAGAUGAAGAUAUUUCAGAGGUAGAAUCAAACUGUUCCUCUGUUUCAGGGGUGCAAAAUGUUAGAAGAACCCGAGUGACAAGGAGUAGACAAAGAAUGACAAAUCGCAUACAGUCUCCUGUCAAGGAAUCACAAGUAAUUGCAAUAUCUGAUGCCGAAUCUUGUAGUUCUGGUAUUUCUUCCCAGCCCCUUGCAAGGCGAGUAAGCAGAAGAAAUGUAUGUAAAUCACAGAAAGAAGUUCAUGACGAACGUUUAAAGGAAACAAACAAUGAUACUGUUGAGGUAGUGGAAACUCUUUUAAAGAAAACAUCUAGUUCACCUAUGCCAGUAGAGAGAAGUCCUGAAGCAGACCCCAACAUAUCACCACGCAGAAUAUUAAGGAAUAGGCAAAUUGAUCUGAAGAUUGAUAUCAUGAAUACUUCUGUUACUGAACUACAGGUGAAAGAACAAACUAAGCAGACAUCCAACAAGGCUUCUGAUGUGGAGCACCCAGAAACAUCCAUAAAAGAAGAUGAAAUAGUUUUUACCGCUAAAAAUAUUGUUGCAUCGCCUUCAACAAAAAAUACAUUGUCUUCUGCAGUAAGCGGGAAUGUAUCAGAACAGAUUGAUCUGACCGGCAAAUCAGAUGUAGAAUUGGUGGAUGUUGAACAAGAUCCUCCAGAAUCAAGUAACACGAAGGAGACCAUCUCCACAUUCAUCAUUGAUGAUGAUGAUGAUGAUGAUGAUCAAAGUCCAGGUUCGGAAAAAAGAUUUGGUGAGGCUAACAUAAUGAGUCCAGAGAUUUCAAGUAAAUCAUCUGUUAAAGAAAAUGAAAUACUGUUGUUACUUGAAAGUGAUGACAGUUCAGAAUCUGAACAAGACGAUGUGGAAGAAGAUGAAACAGAUGAUGAAAUAGAGAUCGACACACCACUUGUAGAAAGGGAUGUAAGACAGAAUGUUAAACAGCCUUCAGGGGAUUUAAUGGAAGAUGGCUUUUUUGUUAUUGACACCAAACCUGGAUCAGAUUCUAGUAAAAAGUAUUUUAUUGAACAAAAAGAUGAUGGUGGUGGCGAUGUUGAAAAAGAUGGAACGAGCGAAGAGGAGGAACCAGAUGAAUCUGAUGAAGAUUUUAUUGAUGAAGAUGAAGAUGAUGCACUGUUGAACAAACCGAAACAUGGCUUGUCACUAUCAACCAACAUAGACACUGGGCUGAAACUUAAGGAUUUAGGAGGCUUAUAUAUAAGCUUUAAUGCUGAAAAGCCAGACCCUGGCCCAAGUUUGCUUCAGAAAAUGAAAAAGGAGUACAAGAAGACGGAUGAGCUUCUGAAGAAUAGUGUCAUAACUCCUGACUUUGAAAAGAAGGAAUGUGUCCCAUCACAUAAAGAACAAAUUAAACAACUGAAGAAAGCGAGAAAGGAAGAACGGGACAAGUCAAGUGGCUGUGGCUGGUUUGACAUGAAAGCUCCAGAGCUAACUGAUGAGCUGAAGAAUGACCUCAAGGCUCUAAAAAUGAGAUCCGCAAUGGACCCAAAACGAUUCUACAAGAAAAAUGACAGGGAUGGUUUUCCUAAAUAUUUCCAGGUUGGCACUGUGGUGGACAACUCUAUAGACUUCUAUCACUCCCGAAUCCCAAAGAAAGAAAGAAAGAGAACAAUUGUGGAAGAACUUUUGGCAGACUCAGAAUUUAGAAGAUAUAACAAAAAGAAAUUCACAGAGAUUAUGGCAGAAAAGAGAGCUCAGGCAGAAGGAAAGAAGAACAGAAAAAAGAAGAAAUUCCGAAAGUGAAUCCGAAUUGGAAACCACGUUUACAAUUGAAUCGGUUGUUCCAGCGACACAUUAUAUAUAAUCUGCAGCUUUCUAACAUAUUAACUGUGAGAUUCCAAGGAAGAGGGUGGAAUCACAUCAAGCCUUCUUUUCAUAAGGAUUUGUGUAGAAAUCAGGCAAUACCACUGUGUACACUUGGUUCCAGACUAAUUUGAUUACAGCUUUGUAAUAGUGGGUUUUUAAAUUGUGAAGCUUUGCUACAUUAAACCGUUCUGUAUCAAACUGCA
This is a messenger RNA of Pelobates fuscus (common spadefoot toad), 2646 nucleotides long. It is a transcript of the gene DNTTIP2, whose product is annotated as deoxynucleotidyltransferase terminal interacting protein 2. Gene Ontology annotation, molecular function: RNA binding. Bases 95 to 2380 code for a protein of 761 amino acids. NCBI's taxonomy places the organism in Eukaryota, Metazoa, Chordata, Amphibia, Anura, Pelobatidae. The transcript is spliced from 7 exons. Gene Ontology annotation, cellular component: nucleolus. The record is from RefSeq and is a predicted model, not a curated record. Gene Ontology annotation, biological process: RNA processing.